Molecule: messenger RNA, 921 nt
Organism: Lottia gigantea (owl limpet)
Lineage: Eukaryota; Metazoa; Mollusca; Gastropoda; Lottiidae
Exons: 7
Coding region: 1-921 (306 amino acids)
Biological process (GO): endoplasmic reticulum unfolded protein response
Molecular function (GO): protein binding
Source: RefSeq, a predicted model, not a curated record
AUGGGGGACAUGCCCAUAACAUUAAUAGUGAAGGCACCAAAUCAAAGAAUAGCUGAUCAGAAUGUGGAGUGUACUUUAGGUUGGACUAUCAGAAAAUUAAAGGAACAUCUACAACAUGUUUAUCCUAAUAAACCGCAACACAAUCAACAAAAGUUGAUAUAUUCUGGUAAAUUAUUAGAAGAUAAUCUUACUUUAAAGCAAGUUCUACGUCAGGAUGACGAUAAUAUUCACCACACAGUACAUUUAGUUUGUUCAGCAUUACAUGAUACAAUUAUAGAGGAUACACAGAAUGUAGAUAAAUCUUCGCCUUCCCCUUCACCAAGAUCAGUUCCAUCUUCAACCAACUCUACAUCAUCUACUGAUGGAUUACCUAUGCCACCAAUGUAUAGUGCUAUGCCUGCAGGCUACUCUCAGGAACAAUAUAAUAUGAUGAUGCAACAAAUGUAUUCACAAUAUAUGAAUCAGUACAUGCAAUAUACUAUGGGAGUAACUCCACCUCCUUCCCCUGCCACACCAGUAGUUCCAGAGGAAGCUGUCAAUAGAAAUAAUGGUGGUAAUGAUAGACCAGCUAACCAGAAUAUACGUAUGAAUGCGCAGGGCGGUGUAGUUGAAGAUGAUGAUGAAAAUGAACAGAGAGAUUGGUUGGAUUGUAUAUAUAUGUUGUUCCGUGUCAUGGUGUUAUUUAGCAUAGUCUACUUUUAUUCUACUGUGACCAGAUCUAUAGCUGUCUUCCUAGCUUUCUUGUUGAUAUAUGAAAAUCGAACUGCUACAGAUGAAAAUACAGAAACAAACACAACAGAAACACCUGUACAACCACCAGCACCUACUGCACCUAGUGUUAUAGCUACAGCUUGGUGUUUCUUUUCUACAUUCUUCUCUUCUUUAAUACCAGAACAACCUGCUGCUGUCAAUCAGAAUUAA